Carassius auratus (goldfish) is the source of this 660-nucleotide messenger RNA. RefSeq names its product collagen alpha-1(IX) chain-like. The record is from RefSeq and is a predicted model, not a curated record. The transcript has 11 exons. The annotation marks the transcript as partial. Lineage: Eukaryota; Metazoa; Chordata; Actinopteri; Cypriniformes; Cyprinidae.
CACUCUGUGGUUAUGGUCUCCCUUGAGUUCAGAUAGCUGAAAGGGGAUUUAGUUGGGUUUCUUGGUCGGGGGAUCUGUCAGCCCAACUGAUCCCAGAAAACAGUCUUCAGGGAAAUUAUGGCUCACGCUGCAGGAGUGCGCGGGCCCCUUUUACUGAUUUUGUUGGAGAUAACCAUCAUUUGCACGGCACAGAGGGCUGGAGCCGGCCCUCCUGGUCCUCCCGGUGUGCCAGGAGUAGACGGUAUUGAUGGCGAGAGAGGUGACCCCGGUGAAGAUGGAUCAGCUGGUCCUGAUGGAGAUCUUGGAAAACCAGGUUCUGCUGGACUUCCUGGACUACCUGGAGCAGAUGGAUUGACUGGCCCCAUAGGAGAACUAGGCCCCGAUGGCCUCCCAGGACAAAAGGGAGAACCUGGCAAUCCUGGACCCAGAGGAGGGGCGGGUGCUGGACCUGAUGGACCGAUUGGACCACCAGGACCAGGAGGACUUCCGGGUGAGCAGGGAAAAGUGGGACCCCCUGGAGCCAUGGGAGUGAGAGGGCCACAGGGACCCCGUGGACCAACAGGCCCCCGUGGUGCUGCAGGGAUGCUGGGUGAACAAUGGAAACUGGGUCAUAAAGGGGUGAAAGGAGAAGUUGGAGAGCCUGGUAAACAAGGACACAAG